UGCUAGUUUUUCUCUGACAAUAAGUGAGCUUCUCUGUACGCAAUGCAGGGUGGAACGUCGUUGGUUCUCUUUUUAAUUCUGGCCGUCUCUAUCAUCGAAAUUCAAUCUGCAUCAUUUGCCAAGUUAUAUCAAAGCAAUUAUCAGUAUCCACAAAUGAUCCGUCCUGAAUACUUUCAAAUCGCUCAUCAAAAUGGUUUAGCACCAUAUUACAUAUACAAUUUGUUUCAGGUGCAUACUGAUUUAACGCCUGGAAGUCCAACAAUUUUGCCAGAAAAACAAACAACGACCCUUACUCACCUGCCACCCUAUGGAUAUUACUACUACGACUUUAGAUUCCCAAUUAAUCCGGUAUAUCCAGUAUUGAGUCCAUCUCAUCCUGGAUUUAUCCCAGUAUCAGGAUCACCACCAAUAUCGACUGAUCGUCCAUUCGAUGUUGACAAUGAUGACGAUAGUGGUAUCGAAAAAUUGGACACAAAAGUUGAGCCAGAAAAAGAAAUGAGAAAACCUGAUGCUAACGAUGGAAACUACGAUGACGACGAUACGAUCACUAUCGAAGCGAUUAAAUAAUAUUUUUCUCUUUUCUUUCUUUUCUUUUGAUUUACUCAACACGAUUGGUUAUUCUUAUAAAUCCAUUGUAAUAUAAUUUUUAUAAAUAAUUCAUUAAUUUUUUAUUUGGACUCAAAUCUAUUC
This is a messenger RNA of Vespula pensylvanica (western yellowjacket), 690 nucleotides long. RefSeq lists its product as uncharacterized. Bases 43 to 567 code for a protein of 174 amino acids. NCBI's taxonomy places the organism in Eukaryota, Metazoa, Arthropoda, Insecta, Hymenoptera, Vespidae. The record is from RefSeq and is a predicted model, not a curated record. The transcript is spliced from 4 exons.